AUGGACGAAGGAUCCACUGAGGAGAUUCUCUUCAAAGACCAGGACUUCUCCUCUGAACUGUUGAGGCAGCUGAAUGCUCUGCGGCAGAGCAGGAUGCUGACUGAUGUUACCCUCUGCUCUGGGGGCUUUGAAAUCCCCUGCCACCGAAACGUGCUGGCUUCCAGCAGUCCAUACUUCAAGGCGAUGUUCUGUAACAACUUCAGAGAGAGUCGCCAGGCUAAAGUCAUCCUGAAGGGCAUCAACGCCGAGAUUUUGGAUCAGAUCAUCCUUUACAUUUACACAGGGGAGAUUCUUAUAUCCGCUGAGAAUGUCCUGUGCCUGUUGGAGACAGCCUCCAUGCUGCAGUAUGCUAAGCUGUUCGAGGCCUGCUCUGCCUACCUGCAGGACAAGCUGACUCCUGACAACUGUCUGAGCAUGUUCAGACUAGCAAAAGUCUUGAACUGCCAAAGUCUGACUAAGAAAGCCAAGGCUAUGGCCUUGAAAUGCUUUCCUGAGGUGGCCUCCUCUGACGACCUGAAGGAGCUUUGUCCAUUGGAGCUCAUUGAUUACCUUGGGGAUGAUGAGCUCUGCGGAGAGGAGGAGCAGGUCUUUGAGACACUGAUGGUCUGGAUCCGGCAUGACCUCCAGGCAAGACAAGGCUACAUCCAAGAGUUGUUCAAGAAGGUCCGGCUUCAGUACGUCCAUCCAACUUUUUUCUUCCACUUCAUUGCCAAUGACUCCCUUGUUCAGUCCUCACCCACUUGCAGGAGCAUCCUUGAGUCAGCUUGGAGACAUAUGUUUUCCUUGUACAGCACCAACGCACCGGACAUCAAGCCCAUGCUGCAUGUCCCUCGCAGGUACUCCAACCAAGAGUUCCUCAUCAUCAUUGGUGGCAGGAAGGACAGCCAGCAGACAACAAGGGAAGUCCUGCUCUAUGAUGACAAGACAAGCCAAUGGCUAAGCCUGGCCAAACUUCCCAUGCGCCUGUACAAAGCCUCUGCAGUGAGCUUGCACAGCAAUAUUUAUGUGCUUGGAGGGAUGCCUGUUAACAAUAAGAAAAGCCCGGUCAGUGGUAAUAUUUACAUUUACUCCCUCAAACUCAACCAGUGGAGGUUGGUUGAGCACAUGUUAGUUCCACGUUACUCCCACAGAAGCUUGGCUUAUAAAAAUUACAUUUUAUCAUUUGGUGGAAUUGGCGAAAACCAGGAAAUCCUGAAUUAUGUGGAAAGAUACGACAGCGUCUACAACACCAGUGAGAGCAUGGCAAACAUGCCUGUUGCUGUCCUUCACCCUGCUGUUGCUGCCAAAGAUCAGAGGGUCUACCUCUUUGGGGGAGAAGACAUUAUGCAAAACCCUGUCCGGCUGAUCCAGGUUUAUCAUGUCUCCAGGAAUACGUGGUUUCGGAUGGAAACCAGAGUGGUGAAGAAUGUCUGUGCACCAGCUGUCAUGAUUGGAGACAAGAUUAUCAUCGUAGGUGGAUACACCCGGAGAAUAAUUGCUUAUGACACAAAAGGCAACAAGUUUGUUAAAUGUGCAGACAUGAAGGACAGACGAAUGCACCAUGGGGCCACUGUCAUCAAGAACAAGCUGUAUGUCACAGGAGGACGAUGUCUCACUGCGGACAAUGUCAUCGAGGACUUGGAUUCCUUGGACUGCUAUGAUCCAGAGACUGACACAUGGACACCAAAGGGAAAACUGCCGCACAAACUCUUUGACCAUGGGUGCCUUACACUCCAGUGUGUCCCCCGUUCUAACCUUCUCUAA
Molecule: messenger RNA, 1743 nt
Organism: Nestor notabilis (Kea)
Lineage: Eukaryota; Metazoa; Chordata; Aves; Psittaciformes; Psittacidae
Gene: KLHL38
Product: kelch-like family member 38
Exons: 3
Coding region: 1-1743 (580 amino acids)
Molecular function (GO): protein binding
Source: RefSeq, a predicted model, not a curated record